AUGCGGACUACGUGGCACGAUGAACGGACACUGCAUCCAACCACGGUUCUGUUUUCCGGAGCGUUAAUACAGCGACGGAAUCGGGGAACGUCUACGCGGUUGCGGCAGAAGGAACCGAGUCAAGAGGGACAGACACGCUUUCGAGCGGCCGCCACAUACCGGUUACCUUUUGAACGCCCAUCUGGAGCUUUUCGGCGGACUCAAGAUGCCACUAUACCAGGGAGAAAGAAUAUACCCCAUCAUAAGAGCAAAGUGGAGCGAAAGAAGAGGGCCUCUUUGCCUCCGGAUUCUUCGCGCAGUGUUGAUUUAGCCUUCUUUACAUCCCUGCAAGGAUCUGAAAAUUUUAGAGUUCAUUUCAAGUUCGAUCUCGCCCCAUCCGAUAUCCAGCCCCCCAGACCUUACCUCGCAUGGUUGGGUGGCUACAAUCCCCGCCUAGCAAGUAUUCUCUCGCCGAGUUUCAAGACACGUCAACGCUUCUGUAUCCUCCCAAAAUGCGUAAUCGAAAAAGACGCGUCGCGUGGCGGGUUAACCGACUUGCCACGACUAAACCACGCAACGACAUUCUGA
Guyanagaster necrorhizus is the source of this 567-nucleotide messenger RNA. RefSeq lists its product as uncharacterized. Lineage: Eukaryota; Fungi; Basidiomycota; Agaricomycetes; Agaricales; Physalacriaceae. The record is from RefSeq and is a predicted model, not a curated record. The transcript is spliced from 3 exons. The coding region runs from base 1 to 567 and encodes 188 amino acids.